Molecule: messenger RNA, 1362 nt
Organism: Carassius gibelio (silver crucian carp)
Lineage: Eukaryota; Metazoa; Chordata; Actinopteri; Cypriniformes; Cyprinidae
Product: ovostatin homolog
Molecular function (GO): endopeptidase inhibitor activity
Source: RefSeq, a predicted model, not a curated record
UUGAGAGUAACUAGAGCAGUAGAAGUACUGCAGGGUUUCUGAAAGAGGCACUUGAUUUGAUUCUAGUCUUGGAUUAUCAUCAUUAUCCACAGUUAUGAAUGAGUUUUGUGUUUGGAAAGGGCUCAUUUUAGUCCUUUUUCUCUUUGCUGUUGAUGGACAGAGAUCAGGACCAUCCUUCUUGGUGAUGUUUUCUGCAGUGAUCGAGUCUGGCUCUAAUGCCAAAUUGUGUGCAAGUCUUCUGAAACCCAAUGAGAGUCUUGCAAUGACCAUCUUUCUGGUUGAUGACCAGAACCGGACAACACCGCUUGCGCAGCAGAGUUCUUCAGAUGCAUUUCACCGUUGUUUUAGUUUCAAGGCUCCAAAGGUAGAUGGAGAAUUAGUGCAGAAAGUGAGGGUGGUUCUUCAAGGGAGGUUCUUCAAAAUGACCGAAGAGAGGAAAGUCAUGUUCAGAAGUUACCUGCCUCUGACCUUCAUCCAAACCGACAAACCCAUCUACAACCCAGGACAAAUGGUGAACUUCAGGGUUCUGACCAUGGAUGCUAAAUUUGUUCCUCUUGAUCAAAUGUACAGUCUAGUGGUGGUGGAGGACCAUAACAAGAACCGGAUCGGUCAGUGGACAAAUGUUUCCUCAACUGGGUGGAUAUUGCAGCUUUCUCACCAGUUAAACCCUGAGGCUCAGGUUGGGAUGUAUGCUCUGAGGUCUUUUAUUGGUGACCGUAUGAUUUCUCAGGAUUUCGAGGUGAAAAAGUAUGUUUUACCCAAGUUUGACGUCACCUUGACCACACCACCGACGUACAGUGUGGGAGAUGAGGGACUGAAAGUUGAGGCUUGUGCCAAAUACACGUAUGGGCAACCUGUACCUGGUCAAGCGUUGGUGGAAGUGUGUCGUGAGCCGUUCCCGUUUUCUGUGGUACCUGGUGUGUCUCGUGUGUGUCUUAACAAAACCGCUAUGAUGAACAACACCGGUUGUGCUUCCCUUACCAUCAGUACGUCAGAGUUUUUCACCACCAAUUUUGAAUUGAUGCUGCAAGAUUCCCUCCUCCUCAACGUGAAUGUCACUGAAGAGGGAACCGGUGUUAAGAUGUCAAUCCACAACCAUGUUAAUCACAUACGAAAUUGGCAAGGUCUCAUUUUUGGACCUCCCAGAUUUCUUUAACUAUGGAUCAGUGAUCAACGGAAAGAUCUCUGCAUCUUAUGGCGUUCUUCCACUUGCAAGGGAGGCAGUUUAUCUCCUGGAUGGUAACCAAUGGCCCAACAAACUGCUGCUGAAUCUGACUACGGACCUGAAUGGAGUGGCUUCUUUCUCCCUCAACACUACUGACUUCCCUAAAGCUGAUCUGAAUUUAGUGGUACUAUUUGCCU